UUAAAAAGAAAUAUGCAUUUUGAGAGUAAUUUAGGGACAAUAUUUGUAAUUUAAUUAGCAUCUUUUACGGUGUUCUGGUGAAGAGUGAAGACCUACUCUACCCGGUGCACACUUUGUUUGUGUAUCCUGGCUAUUAGUAUAAAGAUUCGGGUAUUUUAGCUUCGGGCUUCUUCAUUCCGAUUUCAAUUCCAAUGGCGUCCUUUUUUUGCUCCACCAGGUUUUUGUUGCUUCUUUCUGUCCUAUCGGCGAUCCCUGUAGCCAUCAUCAUAUCCCUGGAAUCAGCUACUCCGAGCAGCCACUACUACCAGUUCCACAGCACCGGUUGGUUCAGAGAAUCCAGCAAAUGGGACGAAGUCAAACGUCGUUUCAUCGUUUCCUUCACGGACGGCGGCGGUCUUGGCGUGGUCAAUGUUCCUGAUGAUCAUAACCCCAACGACAACGUCGUCCUUGAAGAGAUCCCUGUCGUGAAAAAUACCGACGCCGUUGGGAACGGGACCUGUGGCCUUUUCAUUGACCGGCCGAGAAACCGGGUGGUGGUGGCCAUCGCCGAUGUUUUUGGAAACACUUACAGUGCUGUUGCGGCCUAUGAUAUGGAUUCAUGGAAACGCUUGUUUUUCACUCAGCUCAGUUCCUCAGAUGGAAAAAGCUUUGCAGAUGAUGUAGCCGUUGAUGCAGAAGGGAAUGCAUACGUAACAGAUGCAAAAGGUACACAAAUAUGGAAAGUUGGGGUAGACGGGGAAUUACUGUCGGUGAUAAGGAGCCCACUAUUUCAUGCUAAAGAGUGGUACAAAGACAUAGUGACCCUGAACGGGAUCGCAUACCACCCAAAUGGCUACUUACUGGUGUCACACACCAUGACCGGAAAUCUGUUCAAGGUUGAAAUAAAAAACAACAAUAAAGUUACAGUGGUAAAGGUUGAUGGUAGCUUGAGCAUUGCGGAUGGGAUGGAACUUUUAGCCGGGGGAACUAAACUUGUUGUGGCAGGAGCCAACGGUGUGAAGUUGGUGGAGAGCAAGGAUGACUGGGCAACAGCUUCCGUGAUUGGAAGGUCACCUGUGCUUAAGCAUCGGAUUGCAACUGCUGCCCUUGUCAAGGAUGGGAAGGUGUAUAUCAAUCACGCACUUGGCAUGGGUUACCCAAACAAGAAACACGUCCUUCUCCAAGCCACUUUUUCUUCUUCUUAAUCUUAACACCACACCCUCUUUUCCUUUUUUACACUACUCAUUUAUGUUAUGUUGUAUUUGUAUGAUAAACCACGACUCUACUAUAUAUGCAACGGAAAACAAAACACGUCCAUGUUAA
Messenger RNA from Lactuca sativa (garden lettuce), 1302 nucleotides. Its product is annotated as Calcium-dependent phosphotriesterase superfamily protein. Gene Ontology annotation, cellular component: endoplasmic reticulum. Lineage: Eukaryota; Viridiplantae; Streptophyta; Magnoliopsida; Asterales; Asteraceae. The record is from RefSeq and is a predicted model, not a curated record.